Molecule: messenger RNA, 2211 nt
Organism: Gossypium arboreum
Lineage: Eukaryota; Viridiplantae; Streptophyta; Magnoliopsida; Malvales; Malvaceae
Exons: 13
Coding region: 447-1727 (426 amino acids)
Source: RefSeq, a predicted model, not a curated record
UUUUUUCUUUUUCCUUUUUGAUUUUCCACAGCUUUGAUCUAUUUCUGCUUUCCGUCACUGAAUUGAAAACUUUUGAAUUCUUUUCUCUUCUUUCCGUUUGAUGAAUGAUUUUCUGCUUUCUGCUUUCAGCUUUAAUUUUUCAUUUGAUUUGACUUCUAAUUUCUGAUAUGCUUUCUUGAUUAGCAAUCUUCACUAAAUUCAAAUAAUGCUCUCUAAUUAUUGUUGUUGUUAAAGCUGCUUGUGCAUCGAACCCAUAACUCUUCACUUUCACAUUCUUCUUCUGAAUUCUGCAUGCAAAACUUUCUAAAAUUGUGUUAUAAUGGAAAGCCCAUCCACUAGUUAGCUACUUGUGUUCCACUGCAAUAUGAAAAGAAACUACUAGACUUUUGACCCAUCCCUUCACCUUCUUCUGAUAAGGGACAACAAGAUAUAGUAACACUCAAGAUAUGGGAUGUCUGGUUUCAACUCCCAAGGAUUCUGGAGGAAAUAGGCGGAGGCCAGGAAAUAUUGGGGAAGUUUCUGUAUAUGUACCAGGUUUACGAAUUCCCAAGUCUGUGGAUUUCUUUCAAUCACUCGGUGGUCACUUGUCAAAGACAUUAGUGGAACGCCUUACUGCCUUGAGAACUCGUAUAGUUGUUAUGGCUGGCCAAGAAGCACCUACAAUUACAAGAACAAGGAGGAAAACUGCUACACAGCAUGGGGGUUCAACAUUGGCAGAUCUUCAUCAGGCUCUUGAAGACUACUUGCCUGUGCUUUUGGGAUUAGUUACAGAUGGGAGUCAGCUACAAUAUAAAGUACAGUUUAUUUGGGUAAAUCAGGAGGAUGAUGCUGAGGAAACAGCAAUGUUUAAUGCUUGGUAUGAGGUGUUGUCAGUAUUGCAUUUGAUGGCGAUGUUAUUGUUAUCACAAGCCAACUUAUUGCUUCUUCCUAGGACAUCUGCUGAUGGUUAUCAACCAAAAGUAUCAGAAGAAAGCAGGCGAGCUUCUAUUGAUAUUUUCUUGAAGGGUGCGGGGUACUUGGAUUGUGCUGUCAGACAUGUUCUUCCCCAGUUGCCAUCUGAACUUAGGAGAAAUUUGCCAGUAGACCUAGCAGAAGGAGUUCUUCGAGCACUAUGUUUGCAGGCAUUAGGACAGGGUGUUGAUAUCCAACUUGGAAUGGCAAUUGAUAGUACCAAGGCUACUCUAGCUGUGAAACGAAGGCUUGCAUGUGAGAUGGUAAAAUACUGGCAGCAGGCUCAAGAUAAUAUUAUGAAUCUUCCACUAUCAAAUGGAUGGGGUGAAAAGCAUCGGCUUUUUAUAAAAUGGAAAUACAUUGAAGCUAAGGCUGCAGCAUAUUAUUAUCAUGGUUUGAUUCUUGAUGAGGGAAAUACAGAGAAAUCUCAUGGUAUGGCUGUAGCUGCUUUGCAAGCUGCUGAUGAAUAUUUCAAAGAAAGUAAAAGGGCUUGUGAGGUAUUUAAUGCAGCUCAUCCUUUAUCCAGAAACCCACCUCUUUGGGGAACCAUGAAGUAUCUAUCCGAGAAAAUUCCGAAAGACACUUCUAGCAAGGUGCGGAUAAACCGUGAUCUCUACUCUUAUGAAAAAAUCAUGGAGACGGCUCCAACUUUGCCAGAUUUUGCUCUAGCAUUGAAACCUGAUGAAUAUCAGCUACCUCCAGCGGAUCCCUCCUGGAAUGAGAAUGUACAGUUGAGCCAUAUUGGCAUUAACCAGGUUAACCACGAUAAAAGAUAAUAGGUGAUAAAUCGUAAAUUUGUAUCAAAGAGAUACAGAUGCGGAUGCAAGAGCCGUUCAGUUCAUUCACAAACGAUGAUAUUCAUGUUAAGAUAAGGUGAAUUGAAGGUGGACUUCACCAACUGUGAUUGUUUGUGUGAUAGAUGAGGUACAUCCACUUGUAGCUUUUCUUUUUCUUAUUGUUGCAUUGCUUCAAAAUAUCUUUUUUUCCCCAUAAAUAAAAUAUAUGCUGUGAUGUUAUAAGGCCUUCAUGAAGCACAUAUUGCGUGUAAAUUGUUUGAUCGCAAAAGUGCAAUUGUUCUAUCGUUUCUUUAUAUUCCCUUUCCUUUUUCUUUUUCUUUUUUGAUUAUUUUUUCCUUUUUUAUUUUUUUACUUCAAUGUUAUGUAAUAUUUAUUGUCGUUAAUUAUACCAUUAAUCUUGUAUUAUACAAUCUCUUCAAUUUGAGUACCUAAAGAAUUAAGCACUAAAUUUCCGUUAAACAAA